AUGGCUAUUGAGACUCUACCCGGAGCAGGAGUCUGCCCCCGGGUCGACUCCACCUGCCCCGAGCAUGUCAGCACGAAAGCCAAUAUUAUCGAUAUUCGACGUGAAACCGAUGAACACUCCAUCCUGGAUGACAUUAGGAGGGGACUGCGGCAAGUAACCGGCGCUGAGAAGACUCUGCCUACUCUUCUUCUGUACGACGAGGCAGGUCUGAGACUGUUCGAGAAGAUCACCUAUCUGGAUGAAUACUACCUCACGAAUGCGGAGAUCGAGGUUCUUCAGACCUAUGCAGACAGAAUCGCUGCCCGCAUCCAGGCCGGUUCUCUCAUUGUGGAGCUUGGUAGUGGCAACCUCCGAAAGGUAGCCAUCCUUCUGGAAGCGAUUGAGAAACUUGGGAAAGACGUUGAGUACUAUGCCCUGGAUCUGUCUCUUUCAGAGCUUCAACGCACCCUCGCCACUGUGCCACAUGGUGGUUACAAGCAUGUGAAGUGCUUCGGCCUUCACGGGACAUACGAUGACGGACUGGAGUGGCUACAGAGGCCUGAGAUAUCCUCCAGACCCAAGAGUGUGCUCUCACUUGGAUCCAGCAUCGGCAAUUUCAAACGUCAUGACGCAGCUCUCUUCCUCAAAGGCUUUGCGGACAUCUUGAAUCCAGGAGACACCCUUCUACUUGGCAUUGACGCGUGCAAGGAUCAGGAGAAAGUCUAUCAUGCGUACAAUGACGGAGAUGGGCUUACUCAUGAGUUCAUCUUGAGCGGCCUCUUCCAUGCCAACAAGUUGAUUGGAAAGGAUGUUUUCAAACGCGAGGAGUGGGAGGUCAUCGGAGAGUACGACGUCGCUGCUGGCCGUCAUCACGCAUUUGUGUCUCCCUUGAAGGAUGUUGAGGUGGAUGGCAUACUUGUCAAACAUGGCGAGAAGAUACGUAUCGAGGAGAGCUACAAGUACGAUGCGCGCGAGACGACACGGCUUUGGGAAGUCGCCCGUCUAGUGGAAGGAGCCAAAUGGGCAACCGACUCUGGAGAAUAUGCUCUCCAUAUGGUUUCCAAGCCAAAGUUCUUCUUCGGUUCAAAUCCGGAGCGCUACGCUGCAAAGCCCGUUCCGAGCCUGCCCGACUGGCACAACCUAUGGGCAGCUUGGGACGCCGUCACACGUGACAUGAUCCCCAAAGAUGAGCUUCUUUCUCAACCGAUCAAGCUGCGCAAUGCAUGCAUCUUCUAUCUAGGCCAUAUUCCAACAUUCUUGGAUAUCCAUUUGACGCGCGCUACGAAAGGAGCAGCAACGGAGCCUGCGCAUUAUCCUCGGAUCUUUGAGCGUGGCGUCGAUCCGGACGUUGACAAUCCCGACCUGUGUCAUGCACACAGCGAGAUACCAGACUCAUGGCCGCCUACUGAGGAAGUCAUCACGUUCCAAGGUCGGGUCCGUCAGCGGGUAGCAGACCUCUACGGUUCCAAUGUUGCACAGACAGACCGCUGCGUAGGAAGGGCUUUGUGGCUCGGCUACGAGCAUGAAAUCAUGCAUCUGGAGACAUUGCUUUAUAUGCUUGUCCAGAGCCAGAAGACGUUGGCUCCACCAAAAUCCGUCAUACCAGAUUUCGAGACAAUGGCCAGAUAUGCCGAGACCAUGGCUGUUCUUAAUGAGUGGGUCACCGUCCCCGAGAGUGAUGUCGUUGUUGGUCUCGAUGAUCCCGAGAAUGACAAUGCUCCUGACCGCUUCUUUGGAUGGGAUAACGAGAAGCCUCGCCGAACCAUCCAUGUCGGCGCAUUUGCUGCCAAGGCCAGGGCAAUUACGAUCGGAGAGUAUGCGCAUUACCUGGAGAGCACCGGCACUUCCAAGCUUCCAGCAUGCUGGUCCGAACAGGCUUUGGCCAAUGGCUUCCAUUCAAAUGGCACAUCGAACAACCAAGUUAAUGGGCACAAAGCCAACGGCACUUCUGAGGAGCACCGAGAUGGAAUGUCAGUUAGCGGCGCCUUUCUCGGAAACAAGAGCGUUAGGACGGUUUAUGGCGCCGUUCCUCUCGCUCAAGCCCUCCACUGGCCAGUCUUUGCGUCUUACGAUGAGCUCGCUGGCUGCGCAAACUGGAUGGGCGGCCGCAUCCCGACAGCGGAAGAGGUCCGAAGUAUCUACUCGUAUGUUCAACAACAAAAGACGAAAGACGUCCAGAAUGCUAUCGUCAACGGUAUUCCCGCCGUGAACGGCCAUCUCGUCAACGACGGAGUGGAGGAGACUCCACCAUCCCAACCUUUUUCAAAUGGCCUCUCCGGCACAGUCUCCGGUCCCAAGCCCAGCGACUUCUUCAUCGACCUUGAGGGAGCGAAUAUAGGCUUCAAGCACUGGCACCCGAUCCCCGUGACCCAAAACGGCACUCAGCUGGCAGGUCAAGGCGAGCUAGGUGGAGUGUGGGAAUGGACCAGCACUGUGUUGGAGAAGCAUGAAGGCUUCGAGCCCAUGGGUCUGUACCCUGGGUACACGGCGGACUUCUUCGACGGGAAGCACAAUAUCGUGCUUGGCGGCUCGUGGGCUACGCACCCAAGGAUUGCUGGCCGGAAGUCUUUCGUCAAUUGGUAUCAGCGUAACUACCCUUAUGUUUGGGCUGGUGCUCGCCUCGUGCGCGAUCUCUGA
Coniosporium apollinis CBS 100218 is the source of this 2616-nucleotide messenger RNA. RefSeq lists its product as uncharacterized. The transcript is spliced from 5 exons. Lineage: Eukaryota; Fungi; Ascomycota; Dothideomycetes. The record is from RefSeq and is a predicted model, not a curated record. The coding region runs from base 1 to 2616 and encodes 871 amino acids.